UUUUUCCAGGCACUCAUGUUAGCGCCAUCAUCCAACUGGGGUAAAGAAGCUGCUUUUUACAAGUAUCUGCCAGAAGAUUUUGGAGAGUUCAUGGUCCUUUUUGAGAACGAAAAUACCGAUGUGUACUUUGACGAGGAAAAGUUGUCAAUCGGACCAUUUGGCCAUGAUGAUUAUCUUAUCGCAGGAACACCUACUGGAGUAUAUGUACGAGCCACCGGGCCGAUCUACGUAGUGGCCGUAAGUGCUAAAAACUAA
This is a messenger RNA of Strongylus vulgaris, 255 nucleotides long. Lineage: Eukaryota; Metazoa; Nematoda; Chromadorea; Rhabditida; Strongylidae. The record is from the annotation of a GenBank genome assembly.